GAGAAGGGAAUGGCGGCUCAUAUAAGCCAGAACCGACUCAAGGCCCAGGGCGUGGGCCAACACCACAAGGCCCGGAACUACAGUAACCAGAGCUUCGAGGAGCUGCAAGCACUCUGUCUGAGGAAGGGGGAACUGUUCCAGGACCCCAUAUUCCCUGCCGAACCCACUUCACUGGGCUUCAAGGAACUGGGCCCCAACUCCAAAAAAGUGCAGAACAUCUUCUGGAAGCGGCCCACGGAAAUCACAAGCGAUCCUCACUUCAUUAUGGAUGAGAUCACCACGACCGACAUUUGCCAGGGGAUACUUGGGGACUGCUGGCUUCUGGCUGCCAUUGGUUCCCUUACCACAUGCCCCAAACUGCUGUACCGCGUGGUACCCAAGGAGCAGAGCUUCCAGAAAAACUAUGCUGGAAUCUUCCAUUUUCAGAUUUGGCAAUUUGGGCAGUGGGUGGACGUGGUGGUGGAUGACCGGCUGCCCACAAAGAAUGGCAAACUGGUGUUCGUGCACUCAGGCGAGGGCACUGAGUUCUGGAGUGCCCUGCUGGAGAAAGCAUAUGCCAAGCUGAGCGGGUCCUAUGAAGCACUGUCAGGGGGCAACACGGUAGAGGGCUUUGAGGACUUCACAGGGGGUGUGACCCAUAACUUCCAACUCCAGAGGCCCCCUAAGAACAUGCUGCGAAUACUUAGGAAGGCCACACAUCGAUCCUCUCUCAUGGGCUGCUCCAUCGAAAUCACCAGCGACAGUGACUUGGAAUCCGUGACCCCGAGGAAGCUGGUGAGAGGACACGCUUACUCAGUGACUGGACUUCAGGAUGUCUGGUACCGAGGCAAGAUGGAAACUCUGAUUCGGGUCCGGAAUCCCUGGGGCCGGAUUGAGUGGAAUGGAGCCUGGAGUGACAAUGCCAGUGAGUGGGAAGAGGUGUCCCCCGGCAUCCAGAAGCAGCUGCUGCACAAGAGGGAGGAUGGGGAGUUCUGGAUGUCCUACCAAGAUUUCCUGAAGAACUUCACAUCCCUGGAGAUCUGCAGCCUGAUGCCGGAUGCGCUCUCUGGGGACUACAAGAGCUGCUGGCACACCACCUUCUACGAGGGCAGCUGGCGGAAGGGCAGCACAGCGGGGGGCUGCAGGAACCACCCUGACACAUUCUGGACCAACCCCCAGUUUAAGAUCUCUCUCCCCGAGGAGGACGAUGACCUAGAGGAUGAAGAAGCCGUCUGCACCUGCCUGGUAGCCCUGAUGCAGAAGAACUGGCGGCAGGCACGGUCCCACGGAGGCCAGCUGCAGACCAUUGGCUUUGUCAUCUACACGGUUCCAAAGGAGUUGCAGAACAUCCAGAAUAUCCACCUGAAGAAGGACUUCUUCACGAAGUAUCAGGACAAUGGCUUCUCAGAGAUCUUCACCAACACGCGGGAGGUGAGCAGCCAUCUCCAGCUGCCACCAGGGGAAUAUAUCAUCAUUCCCUCCACCUUUGAGCCACACAGGGAUGUUGACUUCCUGCUUCGGGUCUUCACAGAGAAGCACAGCGAAUCCUGGGAAAUGGAUGAAGCCAACUGUGCUGAGCUACUCCAGGAGGAGAACAUCUCUGAGGAUGAUAUCGAGGAAGAUUUCAAAUAUUUGUUUGAGAUGGUGGCAGGAGAGGGCCAGGAGAUAGGCGUGUACGAGCUACAAAGGCUGCUCAACAAGGUGACCUUCAAACUCAGUAACCUUAAGAGCAAGGGCUUCAGCCUGGACGUGUGUCGCGGCAUGAUCAACAUCUUGGAUAAAGAUGGCUCUGGCAAACUGGGGCUCCUGGAGUUCCAGAUCCUAUGGAAAAAAAUCAAGAAAUGGACGGACAUCUUCCUAGAGUGUGACCAGGACAGCUCAGGCACCUUGAACUCCUAUGAGAUGCGCUUGGCAAUUGAGAAAGCAGGCAUCAAGGUGACUAACAAGGUGACGCAGGUGAUGGUGGCCAGGUAUGCAAAUGAGAACAUGAUCAUGGAUUUUGACAGCUUCAUCAGUUGUUUCCUGAGGCUGAAGGCCAUGUUCACAUACUUUCUAACCAUGGACCCCAAGAAUACUGGCCACAUUCACUUGAACCUGAACCAGUGGCUGCAAAUAACCAUGUGGGGCUAGAGGGGCUUCAGGAGCCUGGCUCACUACCACCACCACCACCACCCGCCCACUGGGGGUUCUGCCCCAGGGGGGCGAGUACUCUUUGCAGCUCUCAGCUCUGCAGUCUCUGCUGACAGAAUGGGCUCCAGUAGCAGCACUUGGGCCCAGAUGCCAUGCUUACUCUAGCAGUGAACCUCCAUG
Molecule: messenger RNA, 2289 nt
Organism: Rhinolophus ferrumequinum (greater horseshoe bat)
Lineage: Eukaryota; Metazoa; Chordata; Mammalia; Chiroptera; Rhinolophidae
Gene: CAPN11
Product: calpain 11
Exons: 21
Coding region: 10-2109 (699 amino acids)
Biological process (GO): proteolysis
Cellular component (GO): cytoplasm
Molecular function (GO): calcium-dependent cysteine-type endopeptidase activity; calcium ion binding
Source: RefSeq, a predicted model, not a curated record